Messenger RNA from Staurois parvus, 413 nucleotides. The record is from the annotation of a GenBank genome assembly. NCBI's taxonomy places the organism in Eukaryota, Metazoa, Chordata, Amphibia, Anura, Ranidae.
AUGUAUGCACCUAUACAUACACUAUAUUGCCAAAAGUAUUGGGCCAGCCCUCCAAAUCAUUGGAUUGAGGUGUUUCAAUCACCUCCAUGGCCACAGGUGUAUAAAAUCAAGCACCUAGGCAUGCAGACUGCUUCUACAAACAUUUGUGAAAGAAUGGGUUAUCCUCAGGAGCUCAGUGGAUUCAGGUGUGGUACCGUGAGGUUGCCACUUGUGCAAUAAGUCCAUCUGUGAAAUUUCCUUGCUACCAAAUGUUUCACGGUCAACUGUUAGUGGUAUUAUAACAAAGUGUCAGCAACUGGGUACAACAGCAACUCAGCCACGAAGUGGUAGGCCAUGUAAAAUGACAGAGUGGGGUCAGCGCAUGCUAAAGCGCACAGUGCGCAGAAGUCGCCGACUGUCUGCAGAGUCAAUAG